CCCGGACGGAAGUCUGCCAACAACAAUGCGAUCCUCGAAGCUGCUUUCAUCGAAAUCAAGCAAUCAUUCCUUGAGCUCUCUCGGUCAACAUCAAUUCCAGUGCAGCAAGUCAUCAACUGGUUCUUGAAAAGUCGAGGUCGGACGACAGUCAGCACUAACUUCUGGAACAUAUAUGCUCGCAGUUACUUCAAGGAUCACACAGAGCAAGAACUUGCACGUGUUGGGUAUAAGGUUCCUGCAGACGGAGGCUCUCCGGGUAUGUCGAUUCGGACAAAAUGUUAUGACCUCUUCAAAGAGGCCUUUCCAGACACAUACAAAGACAUUCUGUCUGUCCACGAUGAAGUGAAAAUGCUAUCUGCUUCCCCUCAAACUGUCUCUCAACGCGCACAAGAGUUUCAAAAAUACUAUCGAAGGAUG
Messenger RNA from Suillus subalutaceus, 417 nucleotides. RefSeq lists its product as uncharacterized. The transcript has 2 exons. The annotation marks the transcript as partial. Lineage: Eukaryota; Fungi; Basidiomycota; Agaricomycetes; Boletales; Suillaceae. The record is from RefSeq and is a predicted model, not a curated record.